AUGGAUAUUGACAAUGACAACCACACCACAUCCCUUUCCAAAAAACCAAAACCUCAAUGUCCAUCAUCGCCUCGAGAUUUCUUCGCCAGACUUUAUGGGCAUUUGGAAAGCGAAAAAAAUCUUAUGGGCAACAAAUCUGAGACACUACAAUUUCUUCUCCAACUAAAGAAGAAACAAGAUCUUCCUUCCAGCAGAGGCUUUUAUUCAGGAAUUUUGUGGAGUGAAGAUUUGGCCAAAUUUUGUUCUGGUGAUGUAGUAAUAGAUAAUGAAGCUGGCCCUAGUAGGAUUUUUGGUUCUUAUAACAUCCCCAAUUUUGCACCUGUUUUGGGGUUGAAUUUGGAGGCGCAUUUGGGAACCGGGUUCGGAGCCUACCUGGCCAGAAGAAGGCGCAAAGAAGGCCGACCCCGUCGUCAACGGACGACAUUUAGCAGUGAACAAACCCUAAGGCUAGAAGUCGAAUACCGAAGGGCCGAAUAUGUAUCGAGGUGCCGAAGGUUUGAAUUGGCCGAAGCUUUGUCUUUAUCCGAAACCCAGGUUAAAAUCUGGUUCCAAAAUCGAAGGGCCAAGGAUAAAAGGAUCGAGAAGGCCCAUAUUGAUCAACAGUACAGAAAUUUGGCAGUGGCUUCUAGUCUUCUAACCGGUUUCCAUACUUCUUGCAACACUUCACCAGCUACAACCGGUUACCACAUUACUCCCCCUGUGGAUAAUAAAAUAGGACAAUGUAAUCUUUGUUUCGACAAAACUUCUGAUUUUAAUCAUACAUAG
This is a messenger RNA of Ctenocephalides felis (cat flea), 765 nucleotides long. RefSeq names its product homeobox protein rough-like. Gene Ontology annotation, biological process: regulation of DNA-templated transcription. The record is from RefSeq and is a predicted model, not a curated record. Lineage: Eukaryota; Metazoa; Arthropoda; Insecta; Siphonaptera; Pulicidae. Gene Ontology annotation, molecular function: DNA-binding transcription factor activity, RNA polymerase II-specific; DNA binding. Bases 1 to 765 code for a protein of 254 amino acids. The transcript is spliced from 4 exons.